Messenger RNA from Gossypium raimondii (Peruvian cotton), 1473 nucleotides. RefSeq names its product homeobox protein knotted-1-like 1. Bases 420 to 1358 code for a protein of 312 amino acids. Gene Ontology annotation, biological process: regulation of DNA-templated transcription. The record is from RefSeq and is a predicted model, not a curated record. Gene Ontology annotation, cellular component: nucleus. Gene Ontology annotation, molecular function: DNA binding; DNA-binding transcription factor activity, RNA polymerase II-specific. The transcript has 5 exons. Lineage: Eukaryota; Viridiplantae; Streptophyta; Magnoliopsida; Malvales; Malvaceae.
CCGCAAUGUGUAAAAAAUGUAAUCCGCACCCAACAUUCUCUCUCUCUCUCUCUCUCUCUCUCUCUCUCAGGCCUUAUUGGAAAAGAAAAAGCAAAGGUCUGGUCCUUGUCAUUACUUCAACUUCAGCUAAGAUGAGAAAACCACUUUUUCUGACCUCUCAGAUGUUUUUGCUUCCUCCCUAGCUUUCUUGGCCCUCCUCCUCCUUCUCCCUCUCUUUGCUUUCUCUAAUGGCUGCUACUGUUUCUUGAACUACUAGUUCCUUGGUGUACAAUGACUCAAAACCUUGCAUUUCUAGGGUUACUCUAAGCUUAUUAUUUGAUACAUCCUAGGGCAAGUUACAGAUUUUUACUCAAAACCCAAGUUGCCUUCAAAGGAGUUAAUUAAUAGACUACUAUUUUGUUAAAUUUUGUUUGGUGAGCAUGGAGGAUUUGUAUAGACUUGAUGAUCCUAUAAUCUCGUGUUCUAAUGGUAUUGCAAGGGUGAAUAACUUUGCUGCACCAAACUUUACUGCAGCUGAUUUUCUCAGUCCAGUUGAUCAUUUACUUCAAUUUGAUGAUCAAGAAGUUGAUACAGAUGCCACUGGAUCCCAUAUGUCUGGUCUGAUCAAGUCCCAGAUCUCGAAUCACCCUCGUUAUCCAAACCUAGUAUCUGCUUACAUCGAAUGCCAAAAGGUUGGAGCACCGCCUAAGCUGGCCUCUCUUCUUGAAGAAAUUGGCCGUGAGAACCGGUCUGUAAAUGUUUGCAGUGAGAUAGGAGCUGAUCCUGAACUGGACGAGUUCAUGGAAUCAUAUUGUGAGGUUCUCCAUAGAUACAAAGAAGAGCUAUCAAAGCCAUUCAAUGAAGCGACAACGUUCUUAAGCAACAUCAAAUCACAGCUAAGUGAUCUCUGUAAAGGAGCACUGACAAAGAACUUGGAUUAUCCCUUUGAUGAAGGUGGUGGGAGUUCUGUGGAAGAGUUAAGUGGUGGGGAGGUAGAAGGUUUUGAAAAUCAAGAUGAGUGUGGAAGGCAGGACAUUAAAGGAAUGCUGAUGCGCAAAUACGGUGGCUAUCUCAGCAGUUUGAGGAAAGAAUUCUUGAAGAAAAGGAAAAAGGGUAAGCUACCAAAAGAAGCAAGGGUCACACUGCUUGAUUGGUGGAACAAUCAUUAUAGAUGGCCUUAUCCAACGGAGGAGGAUAAAUUGAAAUUAUCAGAGAUAACAGGACUAGAUCAGAAGCAAAUCAACAAUUGGUUUAUCAACCAGAGGAAGCGGCACUGGAAACCUUCCGAGGAUAUGAAAUUCGCUCUCAUGGAAGGCUUUGCCGGAGAUCCUAUGCACUUCGGUCAUGGAGUUGGUCCCGGGAGUGAUAAUAUUUGUUGAAAAGACAACUGCAUUUUUAAAGCAUCCUUUUAUGCGUUAGUCCAUAAUAUCCCACACAUGUAAUUGUUGUUAUUCUUCAUCUGUUAAAUAUAUAUUCUUUGAAGUUGUUAGAUCA